Messenger RNA from Polyodon spathula (Mississippi paddlefish), 2282 nucleotides. RefSeq names its product G2/mitotic-specific cyclin-B2-like. Gene Ontology annotation, molecular function: cyclin-dependent protein serine/threonine kinase regulator activity. Gene Ontology annotation, cellular component: nucleus; cytoplasm; cyclin-dependent protein kinase holoenzyme complex. The record is from RefSeq and is a predicted model, not a curated record. Gene Ontology annotation, biological process: mitotic cell cycle phase transition; regulation of cyclin-dependent protein serine/threonine kinase activity. The transcript is spliced from 9 exons. The coding region runs from base 195 to 1370 and encodes 391 amino acids. Lineage: Eukaryota; Metazoa; Chordata; Actinopteri; Acipenseriformes; Polyodontidae.
GAGCGGUAUUUGAAUAGUGGCGCGUUUGUUAUGAGCAUACAGCUUGCUUGCACAACAGCUAGUCAGUGUGAGAGUCGCAGUGGUUUAAGAUUAAGAUUAGACUAACUAGUUUAAGGCUUUUGCCCUUCCUCUUGUAUAGCGGUUUUUACUUGAUUAGUUUUCUUACCUUUGCCGUAAAAGCCAACGCAGAGAAAAUGGCUUUCGCACGUCGCGUUGCUAACAGAGAGGUUGAUAAUGCCCUCCUUGUCAAGGCCAAGGCUCCCAUGGGAACUAGGAGGCCUGCCCUAGAAGAGAUUUCAAGUAACAAGUUUGCAACAAAGGCACCACUCAUCAAGAAAACUGAGCGAGUCUAUGCUCCUGCAGUAAAAGCAACCAGGCCAGCAGGCACCAAGCCGCCUGCUAAUGUUGCACCUCGGAAACAACCUGCUGCAGUGGAGAGAGUUCCAGUUUCUCCGCCCCCAAUGGAUGUCUCCAUGAAGGAGGAGGAAUUGUGCCAGGCUUUCUCUGAUGCCAUGUUGGAUGUAGAUGACAUAGAUGCUGAUGAUGCAGAAAACCCCCAGCUCUGUUCAGCAUAUGUAAAAGAUAUCUAUCAGUACUUAAGGCAAAUUGAGGUGCAGCAGUCUAUCCGUGCCAGGUAUCUUGAAGGUCAGGAAAUUAAUGAGCGUAUGCGUGCCAUCUUGGUUGAUUGGCUGAUUCAGGUCCACUCAAGAUUCCAGCUGCUGCAGGAAACUCUCUACAUGACUAUUGCUGUAAUUGACAGGUUCUUGCAGGUCCAGCCCGUUUCUCGCAAAAAGCUUCAGUUGGUUGGUGUGACGGCCAUGUUGGUUGCUUCAAAGUAUGAAGAGAUGUAUGCUCCUGAGAUCGGAGACUUUGUUUAUAUCACAGAUAAUGCUUUCUCCAAAUCUCAAAUCCGUGAAAUGGAAAUGCUCAUCCUGAAGGAGCUGAACUUUGAGUUGGGACGUCCACUUCCCCUGCACUUUCUCAGGAGGGCUUCAAAGGCUGGCUGUGCUGAUGCUGAGAAACAUACUCUAGCAAAGUACCUGAUGGAGCUAACCCUGCUGGACUAUGACUUGCUGCACCAACACCCUUCUGAGAUAGCAGCUGCUGCCCUUUGCUUGUCGCAGCUUCUCUUGGAUGGAAGCAAAUGGUCCAUGGCUCAGCAGAGCUACACUGGCUAUUCGGAAGAGGAUCUAAAGUCCAUAAUGCAGCAUAUGGCCAAAAAUGUGGUGAAAGUUAAUGAAGGCCUGACCAAGCACACAGCUAUCAAGAACAAAUAUGCAAGUAGCAAAUUAAUGAGAAUAAGCGCUAUUUCACAGCUGAAGUCUCCUGCCCUCAAGGCACUUGCUGCACCACUACUUGGCAACAUCUGAUAGGUUAUUCUGUGAAAUCAACUACUGUUUGCACUUUGUCAACCCAAAAGCCUGAAUGGGCAAUGCUGCUGCUUUCUGUAAAUUGUUUUUAUGUAUUUUAAUUCAGUUCUUGGAUUGUUAUUUUUGUUUGUACAAAAAUAAAGUAACUUUUUUUAAGUAAGGACCACUUCUCUUGCGGGGUGGGGGUUGUCCUAGGAAAGAGUUAUCCCUGAUUCUAGGGAACUUGUUAUACUGAGUAAUUGAGUGGUUCACAGUAAGGUGUAAAAUUUCAGUUUACACUAACUGUAAUCUACAAUCGCAUGUUACAAAUUUAGUAGCAGUUUUCACUUGAUGUUGAUUUUGACUAAGGUUGGAAAGGGCAUUGGAGGAUAAGUGAGUAAUGUUUGAACUGCAUUAGUUUAAGCCAAGGUAGCUUCAUUCAGUCUCAGUGCAGUAAUUUAAUAAAUGCGCUUCAGCCCUUGCAUUAUCUAGGGCUUCACUUAACUUUUUUUUUUUUUUUUUAGGGGGGCAGGACUUUUGCACUUUAAUGUUACUGUAAUUUCAAAUGCUUGGAUAUCUUUGUUGCAAUAUGUAUUGUAAUUGAACAGUAUUAACACUUCUACAACAAUCUUUCACAGGCACAUUCUACUGGGGUUUGUGUAGGUGUGCAUUUUUACCACAAUUUGCAAUGUGGUCAUUCUUAACUAAUAGUUUUGAGUCUGAACAAACCUAAUUGCAGUUGUCCUACAUAUUCAAUAGAGAUGUAGGAAUUUGCUGCCACUUGGCAGUUGGGUUGAAAGUUCAGAACAGAUUAGGUCAGGAAAGAGAGACAUUGCCUGACUGCACUGGUGUAGUUUUAAUUUUUACAUGUCUAAAUGGAAGAGGUGAAUUGAGUAACUAUUUCUGGUGUUGACUAGCUGUCCACCAAGUUGU